This is a messenger RNA of Pseudo-nitzschia multistriata, 1010 nucleotides long. Lineage: Eukaryota; Bacillariophyta; Bacillariophyceae; Bacillariales; Bacillariaceae. The record is from the annotation of a GenBank genome assembly.
CAGAGACAAUCGAGAGUAAAUAUGGGAAAGAGGGAUAGAKGUAGUGAUGCCAGUCAGAGGUCUGACAAAAGAAAGAAAAGCAAAAAAAGAGAAAAAACCGUCAAGGAAGAACAGCCUGUACUCCAAAAAAAACAUGAUGAGGGCGAAAGCGCCGACUCGCAAGGGAUCAUUGUUGAUUCGAUCAGAUCAAUGAAACAAGAGCAUUCCCUGACCCAGGACUUUUCCAACUGCCUGGUAGAUGAAGAAAAACCUGUAUUUUUCCGAAAGCGGGCCAAGCUUUCGAUUUCGUUGCUGCCCUGGUCUCUCAAGGAUUGUAAGCAAUCAGUUGAAAAUUCUCUCCGGAAGAUGAUGCUAAAAUUCUCCAAUGGUCUGGGAGGAAUAUUAAUGGCGUACGACAACGUUAAACUUCAAGACCAUGAAGACAAAUCGUCCUUGGGAAAGGGAUGGAUACUCAACGAACUUCCUCACGUUCAUUACGAUGUUUCUUGUGAUGUUCUCGUGUUCUAUCCUUCGAUCGGAUGCCAGGUAAGAAGAACCUGACCGCCGGAUCAUGUUCUCAUUUUAUGGAAGCAAUGAAUCUUUUGAAGAGAGUGAUCUCAAAUUAUUUAUUUUUUGUCUGUUAUAAUCCAAAAGUUGAAAGGGGUCGUUAACGAGUGUUUUCCUUCCCAUGUGGGAAUGUUAGUGUUUGGUUACAUCAAUGCCAUGGUAUCUGCAGAAACAAUUCGUGAAGCCGGGUACACAUUUGACGUUGAUUUACAGACGUGGACAAAAGGAGGUGACUCAAUCGCCAGUGGAGUCAAAAUCAACUUUGUCGUGACAACAAUCCAUGAAUGCGACGGUACUAUAUCACUUGAGGGUGAUAAGCCUGCACGAGCUCUGUUGGUGGAUACUUCCAGAUAAGUAUGGAAGCCGCAUGGUAUACUAAGACAGGUAACCAGAAUCUAUCAUGUAUGUUCAGGUAAUCUUGUGUUGAGUUACAUCGACUAGCUUAAUAAGAAAUACUGUACACG